This is a messenger RNA of Hydatigera taeniaeformis, 3732 nucleotides long. The record is from the annotation of a GenBank genome assembly. NCBI's taxonomy places the organism in Eukaryota, Metazoa, Platyhelminthes, Cestoda, Cyclophyllidea, Taeniidae.
AUGAGCGUGCCCGAAACCUAUGUGAUAUCUCGAUUAAAGUCGGAGAAGGUUGUCACAUAUGUUACACCCCAGGGGAAGGGCGUACAUGUAACCAGAGAAGUAUAUUUGCGUAAAAAUAUACCUUGUCGUGUGCAAUUGUGCUCCAACAGUGAAUGCCAUCCCGAACUUCGGCACAUUGUAAUUGUUGAUGGAUUUUAUGCUCUCAAUUACUGGGAAAUCUUUGAGUCUGUAGAAAUUCGGGGCAUCGUUGUGACCUUAUCCUCGCUCUGCUAUGCUCAACAACAGGCACUGUCAAAGGCUGUGUAUAAUCGAAUUCGAGCUUGUUUGUCUGAUCCAGCUCAGUGUUGCGUAUUGUUCGACAACGAGUUUCAUGCGGACUGCUUUCGGCAAUCUUGUCCUGGUGAAUCUGCUCUGGACUACACCACUCGUCUUAACUGGAUUGCUGCUCAGUGGUAUCGGAGUCACUUGAGGAAGAAGGUUGAUGUUAUCCUCCUUACAGACAACGCUGAAGUUGCUCUUGAGUUAGCUAGAAGAGAUCCAUCUAACUCUGGAGCCUUGAUAAUGGAUCUGUCCACUUAUCUUCAAACUCAUCAUUCAGAUCUAAUUACAGUUCGCCAGCUCUAUGAUUCUCUCAGUGCCUCAUUGAAAUCUAGCUAUGGUAAACAAAAUGAAUUGACGUCUACUACAGCUGCGGCAUCAACAUCUUCAAGUCUACCUGCGCAGCCUGCACCUGGUGACAUUUAUCCUGCUCACCUUCCAGAAUCUGCUCUCAUUGCUGGGAUCCGGUCGGGUCAGUUUCUUCAGGGUGUACUAAGAGUCUCUCGUUUUCGUUCCUCUACGGAAGCAGUUGUCGUGCUCACCGACGCUAGUGCUCUUAAACACCAAGCAGACAUCCAGGACACGGAGUUUGCAUCACGCUCCGAGUUGGCGAUAAACGGAAUGGCGCAUCGAAAUCGUGCAGUCGACGGAGAUAUUGUAGUAGUUCGGUUGUUGCCACGAAAUCUGUGGACUACGGUUUCAAGUAAUCUGAUGCCUUCCGAAGCAGGCGUAACGGAGGCAAUGGUUUCAGCCCUGGACAAUGCUGGUGCAGUGGACGAAAGGGGCGAGGCCGAAUCAAAAGUCGGUGGUAUUGGCGGGGAUAUCACAGUCCAGUCCGUCCCUACCUCCGGUUUGCCCUGUGCUUUUGUGGUCGGCGUUUUAACUCGAAAUUGGCGCGAUUAUGUUUGUUCCUACAUGUCGCGUGAGGGACAAGAGGACAAAAGUACUUCACUCUCUUCUACUCCCGGUUGGAUAGUAGCUACUCCCUGGGACAGACGCAUACCCCGCGUUCGUAUCUUCACUACUGAGCCUUUAAAAUUGGCUGGAAUUAGAUUUGUUGUCCGAAUGGACCGUUGGGACGCCAAUUCCAACUAUCCUAGUGGUCACUUCGUCCAAUCUCUCGGCCCAAUAGGCGACCUAGAGACAGAGACGCAGACCAUCCUCGUGGAACACGGUCUAGCCUACCGGCCAUUUACAGACAUCCAGUUGGGUGAACUGAAACAUCUCGCUGCUGCUCGUGGUGUCUGGCGAGUUGAUCCUGCGGAGGUUGCACAUCGGCGUGAUCUCCGUUCCCCAUCUGUUUCUGGCAAUCCUCUCUCUGAGGAUACUCUUGUCUUCUCCAUUGAUCCACCUGGUUGUGAAGAUGUCGAUGAUGCUCUCUCCGUCCGUUUGCUUGGAAGUGCGAUCGAAGAUAUCUCUGCAAGGCGUAUCCAACUUGGUGUGCACAUUGCUGAUGUGACUUACUUCGUCAAAUCGAAUGGUAAUCUUGAUGCCGAGGCAAAGAGACGUUCCACCUCGGUUUAUCUUGCUGAUCGUCGUUAUGAUAUGUUACCAGGCAUUCUGAGUGGCGAUAUUUGUUCCCUCUGGAGCGGAGUCGAUCGGCAAGUUAUUUGUUCUUUCUUAACGAUGUUCGAGGUGACAUUCAACACGGUUACUAAUGUCACAUUCUGUUGGAUUCCGACUAGCGUUCAGUACGCGGUGAGCGUGAUAUGGGAGCUGGAUCCAGUCAGUCUGGAAGUGCUAGACGUCUGGUAUGGACGCACUGUCAUCCGCUCUGCCUACAAAAUGACUUACCAGGCCGCACAAACUAUUGCAGAUCUCAAAGAUGUCGGGACGGAAAUGGAACCCAAUGGGGCGAAAAUCCUUUCUGGUUUGGGAGGUUUGAAGGAGGUUGGUGAACUCAUCCCGGAACUUGCGAACCAAUCAAAGGCCAAAGUUCUUCCUUGUUUGGCAAGCCUCUACUCAGCUAUAUGCAUGCUUAUUCGUAUCGCCUCACAUAUCCGUCACCUCAGAAUCGAUCAAGGUGGUCUUGAAUUGGAUUCUGUUGAGGUUUCUGUUAAAUUUGAGAACCCAAAGGAGCGAACGGGAGCUCUAGAAGACAUAAUACCGAAGGAGACAUUGGAAAUGCAUUCCACUGUGGCGGAAAUGAUGAUUUUUGCCAAUCAUUGGGUUGCGAGGCAGUGUCUCAAGGUUUUCCCUGAACGAUCAUGCCUACGACGGCACCCACCUCCACGACCAGAGUUUUUUGACGAUCUGAAACGUUGUGCCGCUUCCCGUGGCUUUCAGUUGGAGGUUGGAUCCAACAGGGCUUUGUCUGCAUCACUUGCCAGGUGUGUGGACCCUGCAGAUCCCGAAGUGAAUAGUAUGCUACGUCAGUUGGCGACCAGGGCGAUGACUAACGCUCUGUACUUCUCAAGUGGAUCGGAGGAUUUGACACGAGAUCUAUUCGGUCACUACGGUCUGGCUUUGAAUCUCUACACUCACUUUACUUCGCCUAUUCGUCGCUAUGCGGACAUUGUUGUUCACCGCAUUCUUCUGGCAGCCAUUGAGCACUCUACCACCGUACAAAUUGCACCGACACCUCCCAAGGGACUGUGUGAACACGAUGAAUUGGUGGUCAUAUGUCGGCACAUGAAUGAGCGUCAUUGGGCAGCCCAGCAGGCACAGCGCAGUUCUAUCGAACUCUUCCAAGCUCUCUUCUUUCGAGACAAAUCGGAGGACGAUGCUUGUCGCUAUGCCGAUGCCAUCAUUUAUCAACUUCGGGGCUUAAAUGGCUUUUCUGUUAUGGUACCAAGGUACGGUCUUCGAGGUAACGUGUGCCUCAAGCGUGCGGAUGGUGGAAUUGCCUGGUUGUCUGACGCCAAAACAGGUCGUAUCAUCUGGCUACCACCGGAUGUGCCUUGUGAGAUUGUUCGCAGUCCUGUUCCCUCGACCACAGGACCACUGGGACAUCUACAAUGUGAUCAACUAGAGGUAGUUAAACCUGAUGGAGCACGUCAAAGCUACCGAGUUUUUGAUCACGUUACCGUGUAUAUUACAACAUUUGAAUCCACCGCUCAUGGUCUAAGCCUUCGGCUAGAGCUAUAUGCAAAGGCGUCCAAGGGACGAAAAAGGGGGAAAAUUGAGCUUCCACGGCCGAUUGUCGGAGAUGAUAGUGGCUAUAAAAUGCAUGCAGACGUGGAGAUGGUUGAGAGUGUUCGAGCGAUGGAUAUAGACAAGAGGAAGAAGCGAAAGAAGGAGAAUGAGAAGGAAGGAGGUGAGCUAAUCACGGAGGAUUUUGACGAACCGGAGAAAGUGAAUGAGCAGAGGGCGGUGAUUGCUCAGUUGCACACCGCGUCCUCGUUUUAUCAUCAGUUCCGCGAACUCCUACGCUCUGGAAGUGGUGGCUGUAAAGGGAAUGAUAGUAUUCCUUGA